AUGAAUGGAGCCGUCACUGCCUCACCGCCCAACACUCACGGCAGUAUAUUCCGUCCGAAGGCGGGAGGCUGGGUCUCUCUCUUUCUCCCCUCCCCGUCAUCGCUUAUCAGUGUCAACAAACGACUUGUUGGAAAUAACAACCUCGUCACUUUCCAAGGGGACGAAGUUGAUGUUAUGGCUUCUCCUUCAGGUCGUAGUUCAUCCACAUCUGGUCGCGCACAAGCGAGCAGGUCUGGGGCUGAUAGACAGAUCUCACAAAUCGAAAAAAGCGUGACCCAUCUACUCGUGGCAACCAAACAACUCCUUGAAUCAUUAACACAAUGGUCACGAAAGCAGGCUUCCGAAACUGAAGUGUCCGACGUGUAUGUGCGCCUGGGGUAUGAGUUUAACCUGGCAUGUCGCGCCUUCAAUGCCAUCGGGGUUGAAACAAGUGAUUUGGGUCCCGUUCCAGAUGUUUUGCGCACAAUCCUGGAAGAUACUCUUAGUCAGGAUGCAUCUGCAACAAGUUUGGAUAAAUACCUGCCUCAGAUCCGUGAUAUCAUUAUCACUUUACUGCAUGGCUUGAAGAAGAAGCAGGCACGCCUUCGAACACAGCGACAGAGAGAAGAGGCCCGUGGACUUCCUGGACGACAGGCCAGCACAGGGAGCAUUGCCACCACGAGCCAGAGCAAUAUGGGUCAACUGUAUGAGGAGACCGUUGCUUCUACUCUGCCCCAGUCGACCGCGUCUUCCCAGCCCAAUGUCCAAUCCCCAAGAAGGUCUGGACGUCGUUACGGUAGCAACGGAUCUCUCGAGGACCCACAGACGGUACAUCGCACUUCUCCACCUGUGCCAAGCGAUGCGCGCACUUAUGCAGACCGGGAUGCAUCAAGACGAGAGGCCCAACAAACCCUGACCCAGCCAUCGCUGGAAGCUACACCCAAUUCUCACCUACCACCCUCAGCUCCUCCCAACUUCCCAGCCCCUCCACCACCUCCUAAGCAAGAUGAUGCGCUUGGUGCUUUGCAGCGAAGUGGAGAGCUGGAACGACGAGCUUCGCGCCGUUUCUCCGCAUAUCAAAUCCAAAAGCACCUGGGAACUUCGUCAAACGGGGUUCCUGUUCUCCCCACCCAGAACUCCCCAGUGCCUAACCGUGGCCGAGAUGUUCGUGAAUCACUCAAUGCUGUCCGUCUGCGGGGAUCAUACACGCAUACCCGACAACGGUCUUCUAAAAGUCUGCAAGAAAGUUCCAAAACCGGACAUGCGCAGGUUGCGGCUGCUGUUCCUCAGGCAGUGCAGGAGGAAUCAAAUGAGUCCUCCCCGCAAACCGUUGUUGAAGUUGGAAAUGAAGAUGCGGAGGCUCCUCAAUCCAGCAGACAAAAGCCUGAAAAACCAGCCAAGGAUGAUGCUGAGGGACUCCCCGAAACUGAAGAAGCUCCUGUCUUCCCACAGCCACCAAAGAGGCCCUCUCUAGGUGACGCGUUUGAUCCCGAGAAGAGUGCUAGUCCUGCUGCUGGGAUGCGCCCAGAGACACCGAGAGCAUCUCGCCUAGAACCAGCCAAUAUCGCCACUCCUCCCUCAGUUCCCCAGUAUUCGACGGAACAGCCAUCCCCAGGAAAGGAAUUGACGCUGUUUUUGCAGUACAAGACUAAGAUCAAGAAGUAUGUCUUGACUGAGGGCAUUGCUGCUCUUACCAUUGGUCGCCUCCAACUUGCUUUCAUUGAAAAAUUUGCCUGGAACACGCAUAACAAUGGCGCAGAUUUGCCUGAAAUUUACAUUCAAGACCCAAUUUCCGGUAUUCGUCAUGAAUUGGAAGAUUUGAACGAUGUUAAGGACCGCUCAGUCCUUGUCCUGAAUGUGGAUAAUCUGGAUGAAGUCAAAAAGCAUUUCGAUGACAGUUUCGUGGGCGUCCGCGCAUUGGUCGAAAGUGUGAAAGAGUCUCUGGCAGGUCAGGGUAAGGCCAUCCAACGAGUCUCCGACCGCCAGCUCGAAACCGCCAAAGAAAUGGCUCGCCUGGCCUCCACUCCCUCGACACCCAACUCAAGUGCUAGCGGCUCUGACACAGCAAAGGCACCUAUUGUAGCAACUGGGAAUCAGAUUGCAGAGCUCCAAAGCCUACGCCGGGACCUCGCUGUUCUGCGCCAAACCUAUUCAAACUUCACUGCCGAUGUUGCUAGUUCGAUGAGCGCUGUUCGGGAGAAAGCAAGUCAAGUCAAGACUGCCGCCGAGGAUGUCGCAGUGCCAACCUAUGAGGGCGAUGCCGGUCGCGCCCGUGUCAAUACCGGCAAGAAAGAACUUGCGGACGAAUCUGAACGACUGGUCGCACGAGUGGACGAUCUCCAGGACUUGGUUGAAGAUCUUCGCAAGGAUGUGGUUACACGUGGCGUGCGACCCCUUCCAAGACAGUUAGAGGGCGUGAGCCGAGACAUCAGCAAUGUCAUGAAAGAGAUUAAGAAAAUGCAAGACUUCCUUGGUCGCGAGAAGCCUAUCUGGACCAAGAUCUGGGAGAAAGAAUUGCAGUUGGUCUGCGAGGAGCGUGAUCAGUUGACUAUGCAGGAAGACUUGGCUGCCGACUUGCAAGACGAUCUUGAGAAGGCUGCGCAGACUUUCGCUUUGGUCGAGCAAGCGACCAAGGAACAGGCUAUGGAGAAGGCCAACGGUAUUCCCGGUGCACCAACUUUGCGUGCCGCCUCCCGGACCCUUGGAAUUGAUCCCACUGUCGACCCUAUGAAGGCCAAGGAUGAUCUUCUCGGUGAAGUUCGCGCCCUACAGCCUAACCACGAAAGCCGCAUUGAGGCCAUUGAGCGAGCCGAGAAGGCUCGAAAGAUUGAGCUGGAGACCCGACGUAUUGGUCUCUUCCAGAAGGAGCUUGGCGCCUUUGUGGAAGAGGGCAAAUUGAAGAAGAGUGGUGGUGUUGAGGAAGCUGAGCGACUCCGAAAUGCCAAAGAUGAUCGCAUUCGAAAGGAGGUCUGGGAUCGACAGCAGGCCCGCAAUGCGGAGAUGGAGAAAGCAGAGGCGGAGGCUGCAGCUGCAGCAGCCGCUGAAGAGAAACCCGAAGACGAAGCUGCCUCUACUGAUGCAGCAACUGAAGACGAGCAAGCCGUGAAUGUUACCAGCGCAGAGGAAGUGACCAGUCUUCAUGAGUCUACGGACGGCGAGAGCCAACCGGAACCAGGAUCUAUCUAA
Messenger RNA from Penicillium malachiteum, 3165 nucleotides. RefSeq names its product formin-mediated actin nucleation enhancer. Lineage: Eukaryota; Fungi; Ascomycota; Eurotiomycetes; Eurotiales; Aspergillaceae. Gene Ontology annotation, biological process: establishment of cell polarity. Bases 1 to 3165 code for a protein of 1054 amino acids. The transcript has 2 exons. Gene Ontology annotation, molecular function: cytoskeletal regulatory protein binding. Gene Ontology annotation, cellular component: cytoplasm; cell tip. The record is from RefSeq and is a predicted model, not a curated record.